AUGCCUUCCAUGAUGGUGCAAUCCGCCGGCAUCAGAAGGCUCCGCCGCGAGAUGGAGACCAGGAGGAGGAGGAAGGAGCUCGCGCCCACGGGACGUGUCGCGAAGAAGUCGGCCACCGCUCCACACCUCCUGCCUUCAUCCGCCGACGAGCGCUCCAUCGUCUUGGCCCUGCCGGCUCCCGUCCCUUCGAGACGCCCCACGCCAUCAGCCGCCGCCGCCGCCGCCAAGCUGCCGAUGAUCAAGAAGGGCACGCAGGUGAGCGUGCGCACUCGUGUCGGGGAGGUCUGCUCGGGGACCCACCUCGUGCUCAGCCUCGACGCGGUCGUCGUCUCCGACGAGGAGGACGGCUUCCUCGACGUCGUCUACAAGGUGAAGUUCCCGCUCGACGAUCCAUUCCGCCCCGUCCGCGUUGCCACGGACAAAGUUAAGGUGAUACCGCCGGCCGCGCCGUCCGCCGCUUCCACCGUAACUACCAAAGCCGCCGCGCCACGAUGCUUCAAGUCGGCGGACAAGGGCGGCGCGAGACCGGCGACCGUCGCCGGGAAAUGGAAUCUCUGCGACUGCUGAUGGACGAGGAGCGAAAGAGAGCAGGAGGCUCUAGCUAGUUUCAUUUAGCAAGACAGUGGAAGGCACUGCAAGUCUGUAAUGAUGCAGCCAUGCAGGCACUGCAAUUAUUAGUGUUUUUAGCUGGAUUUUCCUCGAUUAAUCUUGGUUGAGUUGUACAGGAUUAUUGUU
This is a messenger RNA of Oryza brachyantha (malo sina), 735 nucleotides long. RefSeq lists its product as uncharacterized. Lineage: Eukaryota; Viridiplantae; Streptophyta; Magnoliopsida; Poales; Poaceae. The record is from RefSeq and is a predicted model, not a curated record. The coding region runs from base 1 to 567 and encodes 188 amino acids. The transcript is spliced from 2 exons.